This is a messenger RNA of Chironomus riparius, 864 nucleotides long. Lineage: Eukaryota; Metazoa; Arthropoda; Insecta; Diptera; Chironomidae. The record is from the annotation of a GenBank genome assembly.
CAUCAACAACAGACAGACAUACAUGCCCCAUAAAGUGAAUGAGUAGACAUUCUGUAAAGGAAGCUGCUUUUAAGCGUAAAAAAAAUUGUAAACAUAAAAAUGCUGUGCUCAAAAAUUAAUUUACUUUCAAAUUUAGCAACAACUCGGUUUGUUCCUGUCGCUUUUUUGAAAAAUUUUCCAUCUCCUCCAAAAUAUGACCAUGUCGAAUUCGUUGAAAGACCUAAACUACGUUUUUUUGAAAAGGUGCCGCAGUACGUAGCGAACUUAAAGCCACCAAAAAUGCAAAAAAGAUUAAGAUAUAUGAGAGGUCCAGAAGAGGUUCACAAUUUUCUUUUGCACGAGCAAUAUGGAAUUCAAGCUAUUGGUGGUGGACGUAUGCGAUGGGGUCAUUUUGAGAUGCUUCGACUUAGCAUUGGUCGCAAAAUGGAUACAAAUAAAAUGUUUGCAAUAUGGAGAAUAGAUGCUCCUUGGCAGCCAGUAACGAGAAGAGGACAAGGUCAGCGUUUGGGUGGUGGAAAAGGAGCAAUCGAUCAUUAUGCAACUCCUAUUAAAAAAGGAAGAAUAAUUGUUGAGCUGGGCGGAAAAUGUGAAUUCGAAGAAGUAGAAGAAUUUCUUCAAAAAUAUGCCAAUCAACUACCGUUUCCAGCUAGAGCAGUUUCCCAUGAAAUGCUUCAAAAUGAAAAGAAUCAAAUCGAUGAACUUGAAAGAGCAAACAUCAAUCCUUACACUUUAAAAUAUGUUAUUCAGAAUAAUUUGGGAGGGUGCCAUAAAUGGCUUAGACCAAUUGAUCAUAAACAGUUUGGAAAAUUUGAGUAAUUUAACUCAGAAGCUCAGAAAUAAAUUUAAUAGUCAUAAAAAAUUCUA